Prorocentrum cordatum is the source of this 2031-nucleotide messenger RNA. The record is from the annotation of a GenBank genome assembly. NCBI's taxonomy places the organism in Eukaryota, Dinophyceae, Prorocentrales, Prorocentraceae.
AUGGCGGACAUCGAGAGCCGCCAGGACCAGUCGGACAAGACCAUCAAACUCCUGGCCGAACAUGUCUCGUCGCUCCAGGAGGCGAUCGAGGUUGCGAACAAGCUGCCUGUCGACCUCGCCAUCAUCAAAGCGCAUGCUGGCGGCCUGGUCACGCUGGACACGGCCGCGGAGGCACUCACCAAGUGGACCACCGAGUGCGGGAUCGACGGGUUCCAUUUCCAUGUUCAUGGCCAAGACACCUCGCGUUUCUCCACGAUUCAGUUCGCAGGCCUCCCUGGCCCAGCUUCGCGCCGCGUGCAGAAGGCGCUGAACAGAUUGCGCAACCGCGACGGCAGCUGGGCCCUCACCCGCGCGCCCGCGAUCGCAGGCAGCGGAUCCGUCGAGCUCCGCGUCGGCCCCGACAAGUCGCCCAGACUGAUCAAGCCAGAGAUCGUCGGCAAGCGUGUUAGGCAGGCUCGCGAGAGGGCGUUCCCGAACCACACUUGGAGGGUCGACCGUGCCAAGGGUUGGGUCUCGGCCGCCCUGGACGCGACGAGGGCGAUCAUCCUCGGCGUCCAAGAGGCCACCGCGGUGACGUUGGUGGCGGGGGUGCCGCAGUCUUCCUUGCAGGCCUUCAGGCUGAGAGCGAAACCCCCCAUACCUGGCCGCGCGCUGCGCACCGCCUUCCAAGCCGACGACCAGAAGCUGAUCUUCUACAACAUCCACAAUUACGGGAUCAACAACGCAGCGACCAGGCGCAUCUCGAUGAGGACCCUGAACGACCAGCGUCUCGCGAAGGCCGACCCCAGCAGGGUUCUCCUGUUCGUCCUCGGGGACUUCAGCUUCGCUGCCGUCGGGAAGUUGAAGCCCACUGAGCCCUCCUCCAGAACCUCCUCUGAGGCCGCGGAGACGUCCAAAGCGUCGGCACGCAAGUGGCGCGGAGCGCUCGAACACCUGGUGGAGAUCGAAGGCAACGACACCACGCACUACUGCGCCGAGACCAUGACCGAAUUCACCAUCGACCGACGCUUUUGCUCCAUCACGCCGUCCCAGAUGAUGCAGUUGGCCGUCGCCUCCACCGCCUUCUCUACCCCCGAGGAGCUGUCUCGCCGUCGGGCCAGCGACCACGCUGCCGCCCUUGUAUCUUUCGCCAUGCGUGACCCCAAAGCUGAGAAGAACCAGCCCAUCGCCCCGUGCAGUAUCAAGUCCCCCAUCUUCAAGCAGAUCGCGGAGAAGGUGUUCAACCAUGCCGACCUCGACAAGCUGGUCGCUCGCUCGCUGCCUGCCUUCUUCGAGUCCACGCCAAAGCUCAGGACUUCCUGGACAUGUAGUGACCAGGUCAAGCUCGCCGACCCCGCCAAGUUCGAGGCCUUGCAGCGCAAGAUCCGGCUCUGGAGCCCCAUCAGCAAGCGCUUGGCGCUCACCGGUGUGAAGACGAGCGUCGGAGCUGUGACUGGACCGACCGAUGGGCCCCAGAAGCUCGUCGAGCAUUGGCAACCCGUCUCCCGGGGCAAGAACGUGGACAUCGAGAAGGCCGCCGACUACCUCGACCACUUCGCGCCCAAGAUCGGCGAGGAUCCAGAUGCCACGGAACACGUCGGCUGCCACCGUGACCCGUGCAAAGUGCGAGUUCUGGGGCUUCGGAACACUUCCCGCAAAAUCAGCAGCAGCGCGUUGACCGCUGCGAUGGCCACGGUGGCUGCCGACGUUGUUCCAGUUUCGCGGCGCGGGUUCAUCCACCACCCCAACUUCGGCCACAACAUUCUGGAGCUGGACGUCGAGAGCCGCAUCGCGUCCGCCGACCCCGAUGCCUUUGACGCGCUGCCCGCGCCAGCGUCGCCGGGCAUCGCGCGAGCUUUCCCGAGCCUCGCGCACGACAUCCUCGCGAUGGCCCCCUGCGCUGGCAGGUGCAUCCCGCUCUUCUACAUCCGCUCGGGCAUCGUCCAGGGCCGCGGGUGGAGCGGCGCGCUCUACGCGAUGGGCACUGCCUGCUUCCUCCUCGACCUCGAGGAGAAGCUCAAGCUCGGGGGCCUUGGGAUCUGCAGAGCCUGA